Messenger RNA from Bradysia coprophila, 641 nucleotides. RefSeq names its product ARL14 effector protein. Lineage: Eukaryota; Metazoa; Arthropoda; Insecta; Diptera; Sciaridae. Gene Ontology annotation, cellular component: intracellular membrane-bounded organelle. The record is from RefSeq and is a predicted model, not a curated record.
UUUUAUGAGCUUUAUCAAUUGUCAUCACAAACACACCGAAAUUUGCAUUUUUAAUUGUCGCGGUCCUUUUUCAUUAUUUAUUUAGACGUAGCAAAUCUCUUAAAUUAAUUUGGUCAAAAUGCAACGCUACUAUGGAAGUGACGAGACAUCGCAAGAUUCUAUGAAUCGUACUACCAGAAGUGCAAACAAAAUUGAGAAACGAUUAACCGUAGAAAAUUCAAAAUUCCUCGCUGACUUCGAUCCGGAGAAAUCGGGACGAGAGCGUCGAAAAUUGACAAGGAAAAGUUAUGUUGCACCAUCGGCUCCAUCCAGAAACCAUAGUCUUUUUGAUGAGCGUGGCAGAUACAGAAAUACGAAUGCCGAUUUAUGCGAUUGUUUGGAAGAUUGUCCGGGUUGCCACUAUCCAUGCCCUCAAUGUGCGAGUCCAAAAUGUGGUCCCGUUUGCCGCGUGAACAGAAAAUGGGCGUAUGAGGUUAUUGAACAUGAUGGAAAGGAUUUGGUAAUUCAUAACAAGAACUGCGUGUCGUAAACUAGUUAAUUAGGUGUGUUAUCAUUGUCAUAUUGAGAGAUCGUGUGUUCUACUGUGCAUCCAUCUUGGUGUUUCAGUGUUUAAUUUUUUUAAAUAAAUUUUUAGUUCUAAU